CCGAGCCUCGCCGGGGUCGAAGGCGGGAGGCUGCGGGCGGGAGGCGGCGGUCUAUGCCGGGGCCCCGGGACCGUCGCGGCCAGAGCUCCCAGCCGCCGCCCAGCCCUCCGCAACAUGCCGGUCGCCGCCGGGCCCCGGCCCCGCUGAGCGCCCCCGCUGUGGAUCUAAUGUCUCCGUGAAGGUGCCGCGGCCGCCGCUUCAGCUUUGCCCCCGGAGGAGCAGCAGGCUGCGGUAGGAUUUUCUCCCGGUCUCGGAAGCCCAACAGACACACCAGCUGCUCCGCCGGCUCGCACCCACCUCGGGAAGAUGGGAAGCAAGGCUCUGCCAGCCCCCAUCCCGCUGCACCCGUCCCUGCAACUCACUAACUACUCCUUCCUCCAGGCUGUGAACACCUUCCCCGCAGCUGUGGACCAGUUGCAAGGUCUGUACGGACUCAGCGCCGUGCAAACCAUGCACAUGAACCACUGGACAUUGGGCUACCCCAAUGUGCAUGAAAUCACCCGCUCUACCAUCACGGAGAUGGCGGCGCAGGGCCUGGUGGACUCCCGCUUCCCUUUCCCCGCGCUCCCCUUUGCCACGCACCUCUUCCACCCCAAGCAAGGGGCCAUCGCCCACGUCCUCCCAGCAUUGCACAAGGACAGGCCCCGCUUUGACUUUGCCAACCUGGCCGUGGCCGCCACGCAGGAGGAUCCCCCCAAGGUGGGGGAGCUCGCCAAGCUGAGUCCCGGACUGGCCUCGCCCCUGUCGGGCAUCAGCAAGCUGUCCCCGGACAGGAAGCCUUCCCGCGGCCGCCUGCCCUCCAAGACGAAAAAGGAGUUCAUUUGCAAGUUCUGCGGCAGGCACUUCACCAAGUCCUAUAACCUCCUCAUCCACGAGCGAACCCACACGGACGAGCGGCCUUACACCUGCGACAUCUGCCACAAGGCUUUCCGGAGGCAGGACCACCUGCGGGACCACCGGUACAUCCAUUCCAAAGAGAAACCCUUCAAGUGCCAGGAGUGCGGGAAGGGCUUCUGCCAGUCCAGGACCCUGGCGGUCCACAAAACCCUACACAUGCAGGAAUCUCCACACAAAUGCCCCACAUGUGGAAGAACCUUUAAUCAAAGAAGUAACCUGAAAACUCACCUUCUUACCCAUACAGACAUCAAGCCCUACAACUGUGAGCAGUGCGGCAAAGUGUUCAGGCGAAACUGUGAUCUACGGCGGCACAGUCUAACUCACACCCCGCGGCAGGACUUCUAGAGCAGCGGGACCCGCGCCCGCUCCGGCAGCUCCAACUUGCCCACUUUACUCAAGGAGUGUAUUGUAGGAACUCACAGACGCGCACACACACACGCACACACACACACGGAGACACGCACGCAGACUCGGGGCCAGGCUUUCCUACCACAUGUCUGCGAAACUCGUUUAGAGAGUGCGGACUGCAGGAUCGGGCCCCUCUCCAACCCAGACCCAAGCAUAAAGCUCAUCUUGUAGAUAAUCGCGGCUCAUUUUAGAGCUCUGUACAGAACGUGUUUUUUUCUUUGUUUGUUUGUUUGUUUUGUAUCGUGUCAGAUGCACAUCGAUAACAAAUCAUUGAGGCAAAGUAUCUCUUUAAAAAGUUAUUUCAAAAUAAAUCUUUUUUUUUUUUUUUCAAAUACCUCCUGCCUUCUUGUAUUAUUCUCUGAGCAUUUGGGCUUUUUUUUUCCUGCUGUGUCAAUGCAAUGGCAAAGCAUAUUGAAUAAAUUUCCUAGCCGG
Molecule: messenger RNA, 1737 nt
Organism: Zonotrichia leucophrys gambelii
Lineage: Eukaryota; Metazoa; Chordata; Aves; Passeriformes; Passerellidae
Gene: OSR2
Product: odd-skipped related transciption factor 2
Exons: 4
Coding region: 307-1242 (311 amino acids)
Biological process (GO): urogenital system development; regulation of transcription by RNA polymerase II; embryo development
Cellular component (GO): nucleus
Molecular function (GO): DNA-binding transcription factor activity, RNA polymerase II-specific; RNA polymerase II transcription regulatory region sequence-specific DNA binding
Source: RefSeq, a predicted model, not a curated record